AUGUCUGGUGUUACUCCAAAGUCAUUAGAAGCACUUAAGCAACUAGACUCCUUUAAUGUCUCAUUCAAUAGGUUACACGGGGAAAUUCCGAAUGGAGGACCUUUUGCUGAUCUCCCUUACCAGUCUUUCGUGUCAAACGAAGGAUUAUGUGGUAACCCUAAAAUGCAUGUCCAGGCCUGUCAUGGCCUUGCUUUAGUGAUAGUUUUCGUGUUGAUGAGACGUCACGGUAAAACAAUCAAAGCUGAUGAUGAGUGGUUGCCAGAUGUAGCACCACAAAGAUUUUCCUAUUAUGAUCUUCAAAGAGCAACUCAGGACUUUAAUGGAAAUAACUUGCUAGGUAGUGGAAGUUUUGGUUUUGUUUACAAAGGAGCAUUAACAGAUGGGACGAUAGUAGCUGUUAAAGUUUUCAAUGUGCAGAUUGAAGGUACAUUUCAAACCUUUGAUAGAGAAUGUGAAAUUUUGCGGAAUCUUCUGUCAUAG
Nicotiana attenuata is the source of this 480-nucleotide messenger RNA. Its product is annotated as receptor kinase-like protein Xa21. Bases 1 to 480 code for a protein of 159 amino acids. Gene Ontology annotation, molecular function: protein kinase activity; ATP binding. Lineage: Eukaryota; Viridiplantae; Streptophyta; Magnoliopsida; Solanales; Solanaceae. The transcript is spliced from 2 exons. Gene Ontology annotation, biological process: protein phosphorylation. The record is from RefSeq and is a predicted model, not a curated record.